Molecule: messenger RNA, 2505 nt
Organism: Lottia gigantea (owl limpet)
Lineage: Eukaryota; Metazoa; Mollusca; Gastropoda; Lottiidae
Exons: 3
Coding region: 683-2248 (521 amino acids)
Molecular function (GO): protein binding
Source: RefSeq, a predicted model, not a curated record
GUCAGCAUGGGAAGAAGUUAAAGUGUUUCAGAAUAAAAAUCUAAAGUUGGACUAGCCUACAAUUAAAUUGGAACCAACUGCUUUAGAAUAACUUGUGGUCAUUAUCAUUCAAACCAGAAAAUGAAAUGGUUAAAACAUUUGCAUUAUGUUAUUAUCAAGGUUGGAAGAAAAGACUUAGUGUUAUUUUAAUACUUCGAAGUGCUGAGGAUGACUUAAAUCCAGUUCUACUGUUUGAUAGCAUUGAUAGCAAGUAUUACAAGACUUCUUGCUUUAUCUUUAUAUUUAUAACUUAUGUUGUGAUCACGACAUGGUUUAAAAUGUAUAUCUAUACAUCAUUGUUUAAAUAACAUUCAGAUUUCACUGUUUCCAUAGUAAUUAGGUUUUGAGAAACUCUGUGUACAUAUCAUUAUAUUAGGUCCGUAUAAAUUGAGUAAUAUUAUAAGAUAACAGAGAUAAUGACUGAUAUUUGUAUUUGAUUAUCUUUGAUUAUCUACAGUGAAGAUGAUAAUAAUGAAAUACAUGUUAAUAAGUAUAUUUAACCCAUCAUUCAUGGAGUAAAGUCCAUCAAAAAUGACGUGGCUUUUACCGUACUUCAUCUUCGGUGGCCAUUUUUUGGUUCUCAAAAACGCUCAGGAAUAGAUCUUCUCUAUCAUAUUUGUUAGGAAACCAGUAUAUCAUCAAAAUGGCUGUGGCUUGCUGUAUACUUCCCGUUCUCAUAUUAGCCCUCAUCGGACAAAUAACGACCUCGGAAACAGAGAUGGAGAUAGACUGCAAUCAUAGGGAACUGGAAGGAAAGACUAUAUGGAACUGUUCUGAUGUCGGUGACUUCAGCUUUCCUGAAACACACAUUCCUUUUCACAUUACUAUCAUGGAUUAUAGUCAUAAUCUUAUUCAAGAACUACCAGCUAUUAUACAAGAUGCUGAACUACCAUUAGAUUGUUCGAAAUCUGGUAAUUUACGGGAGUUAUAUCUUCACCAUAAUAAGAUUGAAGCCGUACCAGAUGAUGUCUUCCAAUCCCUUCAUUGUCUUCGUGUAUUGGAUUUAUCAUUUAAUAAAUUCAGUGGUGAGAAAAUCACAGCAAAGACUUUUCAAGGUCUACACAAACUUCAAAAAUUAAACCUGCGCGGCAACCCAUUGGAAAUUAUCAAAGACACUUCAUUCUUGUUUUCAGAUCUUAAUAACCUGAAAUUUUUGGAUAUUUCUCAAUGCCAGAUAAAAAUCAUAGAAAACAAUGCUUUGAAUCAUUUAUAUAUCGACACAUUGAAUCUAAGUUCGAACAGUUUGACAGAAUUGAAUAAAUGGCAGUUCAAUGGUUUAAAUUUCUUACACGAUUUGGAUUUAAGCAACAAUCAGUUGACUGAAAUUAACAAUCUAACAUUCCAUGCAUUAUUAGCUCUUCAAAACUUGAAUUUAUCCUCCAACACGAUAUUUCAUCUUCAAAUUGGAGCGUUUGAAGGAUUAGAUAGACUAGAAUCCAUGUCUCUACGGAAUAACAAAUUGGGCGACAUGCCUUAUCAGACAUUCGAGUACCUGAAAAAAUAUUUGAAGGAACUGGAUUUAAGUGGUAACCUGUUCAACUCUAUUGGAGAAGUGGAUUCUGGGUUAACGACAAACAUUGAAAUCCUGAGACUUGAAGAGUUACCACGUUUGAAAUCAGUUGGAUCUCGAGCCACCAAAAUGUUUCCUCAUCUGAAAUCUAUUUAUCUACGUGGAAAUCCAAGUUUGAACUCUAUAUCAGAGUAUGCCUUUAAAGACAGUUUCUCAAAUCUACAGUUCGUUUACAUCAGUGAAAAUCAUUUAGAAACGAUAUAUCAUAAUACUUUUCCUUGGAAACAGUUGAAAGAAUUAAAGUGGUCUGGAAAUCCAUGGAAUUGUGACUGUCACCUCAAAUGGUUGGUGACUCUUCAUGAAAUUAACACUACACUCACGUGCCACGCUCCUACUAAGUUCGAAGGACGUCGAUUACAAGAACUACAUCCAUUGGAUUUAAAAUGUCCUCGUUCUUUUAUGUAUAUAUUAAUAGGAGUAGUGUUAGCUCUAUGUUGUUUAAGUAUUGGUGUAAUGAUUUAUCUGGUGUGGAAAUAUAAAGGUAAAUGUACCUCGUGUCAUCCCAGACAGGGUAAAUAUAUCUCAGUUUACACCAAUGAAGGUGCUGAUGACGAAGCUAGAGCUACCAUACUUCCUGUACGAGAUGAUAUGGAACUUACAGAAAGACAAAUAGCAAAAGUACCCAGUGAACAAGUUUGAUUGUCAUUUGUUAUAGGAAGACUAAAAAUUUCAAUGUACAGCGUAGGCCUUAUGAUUUUGUAUAUGGAGACAUCGAAAAUCAAUGUUGAAUUCCUUUACAGGAUUUUAGUUCAUUUCAAAAUAAUUGUUGAAGUAGGCCUUCGUUAUAUUCCAUGCAUCAAGAUGAUCUUUUUUUGUGUAUUCGUGUGUGUAUUUGUAUAUUAUAGCAUAUAUUAUACUGUAAAUAUCAUCUCAGUGAUUAAACAUUUGUGAAGGUU